Messenger RNA from Python bivittatus (Burmese python), 2828 nucleotides. RefSeq names its product general transcription factor IIB (gene GTF2B). The record is from RefSeq and is a predicted model, not a curated record. Gene Ontology annotation, biological process: RNA polymerase II core complex assembly; RNA polymerase II preinitiation complex assembly; protein acetylation. NCBI's taxonomy places the organism in Eukaryota, Metazoa, Chordata, Lepidosauria, Squamata, Pythonidae. Gene Ontology annotation, cellular component: transcription preinitiation complex; nucleus. Gene Ontology annotation, molecular function: TBP-class protein binding; acetyltransferase activity; RNA polymerase II core promoter sequence-specific DNA binding.
UGGAGCUUCGGCUUAAAAGGAAGCCAGACAGCCUUCCUGUUGGAGUUGACGCAGAGGAAGGAAGAUGGCGUCUACAAGCCGCUUGGACGUUCUGCCUCGAGUGACAUGUCCAAACCACCCAGAUUCCAUUUUAGUAGAAGAUUAUAGAGCUGGAGACAUGAUUUGUCCAGAAUGUGGACUCGUAGUAGGUGACAGAGUAAUAGAUGUAGGGUCAGAAUGGCGAACAUUCAGCAAUGACAAAGCAACUAAAGACCCAUCUCGAGUUGGAGAUACCCAGAAUCCUCUCCUUAGUGAUGGAGACUUGACUACAAUGAUUGGCAAGGGCACCGGUGCAGCUAGUUUUGAUGAAUUUGGGAAUUCAAAGUAUCAAAAUCGUCGCACUAUGAGCAGCUUUGACCGUGCAAUGAUGAAUGCCUUUAAGGAAAUUGCUAGCAUGGCUGACAGAAUCAAUCUUCCCCGAAAUAUAGUUGAUCGAACAAAUAAUUUAUUUAAGCAAGUGUAUGAGCAGAAGAGCCUGAAGGGAAGAAGUAACGAUGCCAUUGCGUCUGCUUGUCUCUACAUUGCUUGCAGACAAGAGGGUGUUCCUAGAACAUUUAAAGAAAUAUGUGCUGUGUCCAGAAUUUCCAAAAAAGAAAUAGGACGGUGUUUCAAACUCAUCUUGAAAGCUUUAGAAACAAGUGUGGAUUUGAUCACUACUGGAGAUUUUAUGUCCAGAUUUUGUUCAAACUUGGGCCUUCCUAAGCAAGUCCAGAUGGCAGCAACACACAUUGCGCGUAAAGCUGUGGAAUUAGACUUAGUUCCUGGGAGGAGUCCUAUCUCAGUUGCAGCUGCAGCUAUUUAUAUGGCUUCACAAGCCUCAGCUGAAAAGAGGACACAGAAAGAAAUUGGAGACAUUGCUGGUGUAGCUGAUGUUACAAUAAGACAGUCAUAUAGGCUGAUUUAUCCACGUGCUCCAGACCUUUUCCCAGCAGAUUUCAGAUUUGACACCCCUGUGGACAAACUGCCCCAGCUGUGAAACUUCAAAGGCUGCUUCUAGAUCCUCAAAAAUAAUUUUUGACUUAUAAAAGCAGUAAGCAUAUAAAAGCAGUACUGCCAAGCCUUCAGUUGCAGGACUGGCUAAAGGAUAUGGAAAAACCUAUUGGAUAAAUUGGAGCACACAUUCCAGAUAUAAACAAAAUAAUUUUGUGGCAUUUUUAUGUAUAUAUUAGUGACUGUAAGUAUUUAACAACCAUUGCAGCGAACUUAAUUUUCUAUUCUGUGUAUUUAGAUUUCUUUCAUAGAGAUCUAGUGAAAUGUAUUUUGGAAAAUAUUUCAAAUCAGAAUAAACUGUUUUCCAAAAACAGUACUGACCUACAAGUUUCACUGUAUGUGACUUUGUUCAAAAUAAAUAUCCAAGUGGAAAAUGUAACCUUUAAAAAUUGUUCAGUUUUCCUAAUUAGAUGCUGUCCAUGGAUUUUUACGUUGUUUCUUGAUAACUAUUGUUAAUUACAAUGGGAAAUUUUAAUUCAGAGAAAACAUAGUUCAUAUAAUAAUAAAAAUGCUUGUAGAAUUUUUUCCCAUUCAUCUUAGGAAAAGAUUAACCAAGUCAAGUUUAUGCUUUGAUUCAUUCUAUUUAAAGUCCCACAAAUCAAGAGCAUGUCUCUUCAUUAUCUUGUAUGGCUACUUGAAAAAGUGAUCCAACCAUCUUAUGUUCAUAGUCUCUGUCAUAGGAGGCAGAUUUUUCUGAUGCCUAGUGUUGAAUAGAAGUAGGACAAUCACCUUUCCUUUCUUCACAAAGCCAGGAACAUUUUUCUGUCAGAAAUGAUUAUUGCCUAGUUAAAAAGAACUGAACUAUUAGCAAGAUAUUUGAAGACAGUUUAGUGUGUUUUGAACCAUUGUUGAACAGGAAGAAGGAAGCUGAAUCUAAGUUUCUUCACCCUACACGUGCAAAUGUUUCUCUUCAACUCGAUAUUCCAGCAGCCACCUGUUACCAUUGCUGUUGGCUGUUUUUCUUUAGCAGAGUUGAAGUCAUUUUAACUACUGACACAGCUGAGGCCAAAGAAAACAGUAGGAGUGUGUGUGAAAAAGAAGUAGGGGGGAGGGGGGAUCUAUAGUCCCUCCAGGCCAUUGAGAUGGAACUGGGAAAUUGUAUACUUCAGUUUAAUGAUUAUGCAGCAUUUUUAGGUGAAUUAUAAAUAGAAACGUUUUGUGACUAGAAGACCUUGUCCAAAUUGAGCAGUUUGCAAAAUCAGGCUCAGUCCUCUUUGAGUUUUUGUUUUUGUGUUCCUUUGCUGCUUCAGCAGUAUUCUUAAACUAUAACAGCAUGGCAGAGCUGAUGAUAAUUUUUUAAAAAUAAGUCUGCUUGGCACAAAGCUUCACAAUGUAUAUUAAAUAAAAUUAAAUCCUGGAAGUUUAUAUCUUUCUGUAAUUUUCAUUGUUCAUGAGAGUGGUUUGUAGUCAUAUGAUUUCAUAGGUCCAAGAUUUGGCAUUGUUUUGUUAAGGAAUGUUACCAAAAGGUGGUAUUGUCCUAGCAAGUUCUCUCCCACUUUGUAUUAGCAUCUGAAUGCCAUCAAAUGGCUUUGUCAAUCUUUGUCUGCAGCAGUCUGUACUGUGAAGGGCACACAAAUACAACUCACCCUCUUGAAUGUAAUUGAUUUGAUCAAUUUCACCAUGUUGUUACAACUGUUAUUGGGAAGAUAUUCUUACUUUUAUCAAGCCAGUGUUCCCAUUCCAACUUAAGAUAGUCAUAGGUGCACUGUUUCUCUACCAUCAUUUGGUAUUUAAAUCAUAGGCAAUUUUUGAUACCAGUGGGCUGCAUUUAAACUAUUUUAAGAGGCCAAAAACUGCAG